UUUUUUCUUUUGCAGUAAACAAGAUGGGGUUAGAUUGUGGAGGCAGAAUGGGACAGAUCAUUUUGGUCAUCAUCAACAUAAUUUUUAUGUUGAUGGGCCUCGGGCUCUUGGUCCCAGGAAUCGCUUUACAAACAAACUUUGAUUUUGUGACUGAUGAGAUUAAACCUGUCUUAGACGAGAUCAGAAUCACAGGAGUAGGUCUCGGGGAUGUUAUCCAAAAUCUCGGGAUCGGAUUCAUCAUUGUGGGCCUGUUUGUAUUCUUGGUGGCCACCAUAGGGCUACUCGGAGCUUGCUGCAAAAGCAAGUGUAUUCUGACAAUUUAUGCCAUUAUCGUGUUAGUGUUGCUGUUGUCACAAGUCAUUGUUGUGAUCCUGUGGUUCACCAUGCAGAAUACGCUGAACUCUACCGUAAAAGGUGAGCUGACAACUGUGUUAACGAACAAUUACAGAGAGGAUAGCAUUAACGGGACCAGCCAACAGAGUAACGGAUGGAACUAUCUUUUCAUAACGCUUAAAUGUUGUGGUAUCAACGCAGUAUCCGCUGGAACAGCAGGGGAUUUCCAGAACACUCCAAACUGGAGCGGUAAGGGGGCAAGUCAGAAGAUCCCCACGUCUUGUUGUCAAGGAGUCACAGCUGAAAGCUACACCGCAUCAGCUAAUUGUACAGACAGUGUAGCAGCUGGAACCUACUAUGAGCAGGGAUGUUAUGACGCUAUGAUUGCCAAAUUUGACACGUCUAGAUAUAGCAACAUUUUACUUGGUACUGGCAUAACCAUUAUUAUCAUAGAGCUUAUAGCUAUCAUCUCAUCAAUUUUGAUAUGCAGAGGAAACUUUGAUGAAGGGAAUUUAGCCUAAUUUGAUCAUAUACUUGCAGUCCUUGCUGCUAUCUGUAUAUGCCGAGGAACAGAAGAAGACGAUUAAUAAUAACCUCCAAUGAAAUCAACUCUGUCUUAUGACGUCACGUUUCACCUUUAAAAACUCAUACUCACUAAAUACUUCGCUACAAAAGCACGUUUCUUUUUUCUUAUCUAUGAAAGAUAAACAUGUAUUUGCAUUAAUAUUACACACUACUUUGAGAAUAUUCUUUUCUUCAUCUCUGUGGAUAAUUUUUUAAAACUUCCUGAGGUCGAAAUACGGUAUGUUAAUUUUUGCUUUCAUUGUAAGAAGUAUGAAACUAUCAUUGCAAUUCCUUAAUUAUACAUAUUCACGAUUUUAUGUACAUCAAUGAAUAAAAAAAAAUUAAAAAAUCAGAA
This is a messenger RNA of Saccostrea echinata, 1252 nucleotides long. RefSeq names its product tetraspanin-9-like. Lineage: Eukaryota; Metazoa; Mollusca; Bivalvia; Ostreida; Ostreidae. The record is from RefSeq and is a predicted model, not a curated record. Gene Ontology annotation, cellular component: membrane. The transcript has 8 exons. The coding region runs from base 24 to 854 and encodes 276 amino acids.